CCCAACUGCUUCAAAGGAGAACGCAACGAUCUGAGCGGAGCCAGAGUCACCAGCAUUUUGCGUUUGCUGUUUUGAAAACUUUUUCAUGGCAACACAAGAGAAAUAUGGAGCCUCCCUCACAGGUGUCACUCCAAGGAAAGAAGCAGGAAAUACAGAAACAAGAGGCUGAUGCCGAAAUCUACAUGAAUUUCAUGAAAAGUCACUGCUGUUACGAUGCCAUUCCAACCAGCUGUAAACUGGUCAUAUUUGAUACCACGCUACCAGUUAAAAAGGCCUUUUUUGCACUGGUGGCAAAUGGCUUGAGGGCUGCGCCUCUAUGGGACAGCAAGUUACAGAAAUUUGUGGGUAUGCUGACUAUUACAGACUUCAUCAACAUCCUCCAUUGCUAUUACAAAUCCCCUUUGGUUCAAAUGUAUGAGCUGGAGAACCACAAGAUCGAAACAUGGAGAGAUGUCUACAUACAGUAUUCCAAUCACUUCCUCAUUAGUAUUUCACCAGAGGCCAGCCUCUUUGAUGCCAUCUAUUCCUUACUCAAAUAUAAGAUCCACAGGCUGCCCGUCAUCGAUCCAGGGUCUGGAAAUGUCUUGCACAUUCUGACCCACAAAAGGAUCCUCAAAUUCCUUCAUAUAUUUGGGAAAAAAGUUCCGAAGCCAGCGUUCGUACAGAAGCAGAUCCAGGAGCUUGGAAUUGGGACUUUCAGGAAUAUCGCCACAGUUCAGCAAACAGCAACACUUCACGAUGCACUCUCCAUUUUUGUGGAACGGAGGGUGUCUGCACUGCCAGUGGUGAACGAGCAAGGCAAAGUGGUGGCACUCUACUCAAGAUUUGAUGUGAUUAAUCUAGCAGCCCAGAAGAGUUACAACAAUCUGGACAUGACUAUGCUGGAGGCCGUUCGCAGGCGCUCAUGUUAUGUUGAGGGUGUGAUCAAGUGCUAUCCCGAUGAAACCUUGGAAACCAUCAUAGAUCGUAUAGUCAAUGCUGAGGUCCAUCGGCUGGUCCUGGUGGACAGGACUGACGUGGUGAAGGGCAUUGUCUCUCUGUCUGACCUGCUGCAGGCCAUGGUAUUAACCCCUGCAGAAAUUGCGACUUGCGACUGAAAUGAGAGAUCACAAGAGGAAGACAACCUCCCUGGUUGUGCUGUUGUUUACAUUAAAAUGUAUUUUUUUGAACUCUGUGGUAUGAUAAUAAUGAACAUAGUGAGCUGACCUUACAGUCUCCUCCAAACUGUCAUGAAUCUCUAAGGUCUCCUGCACAAUGUCCAUCAUGAUGCAUUUGAUCAAAUUGAUCAACAUGUUUAUUCUGUAUUGUAUAUUUCUGUAUUAAACAUUUGUAAUGAA
Messenger RNA from Scomber japonicus (chub mackerel), 1337 nucleotides. RefSeq names its product protein kinase, AMP-activated, gamma 3a non-catalytic subunit (gene prkag3a). The transcript is spliced from 13 exons. Bases 105 to 1097 code for a protein of 330 amino acids. Lineage: Eukaryota; Metazoa; Chordata; Actinopteri; Scombriformes; Scombridae. The record is from RefSeq and is a predicted model, not a curated record.